Messenger RNA from Sycon ciliatum, 2056 nucleotides. RefSeq lists its product as uncharacterized. The record is from RefSeq and is a predicted model, not a curated record. The coding region runs from base 516 to 1259 and encodes 247 amino acids. The transcript has 6 exons. Lineage: Eukaryota; Metazoa; Porifera; Calcarea; Leucosolenida; Sycettidae.
CCAAGGAUGAGAAGAGCUGAAAAUUUAUUGUCGAUAAAUCAAAACACCUGUUCUUGGCAUAACGUCCGGAAAUCGAAUGACUGGGGAAGUCGUAGUACUACAGUCAGAAGGAAAGAAAGGUCUGCUCGCUACUGCUAGUACGGGCACUGCUAGUACGGCCAUGCACUCCAGACACUAGCACAUAGCUAUCUAGCUAUCUAGUCGAUAAACGCCGAUUCCGCCCGGCUCGCUGCUCGCCAACAUUAUUAUUUUUCUCCUGCAUCUUGCAACGCCGGAUAGUAGACGAUGGAGCAGCUGACUUUGGACGCCGGUGGUGGCAUGGAUCCUGGCCCACACUUGUUAGUGGAGAGUGUUAAUCCCAGUGAUCACGAGGAGGAGGAGGAUGACUUUGAAAGACAAACUCCUCCAGCAGGCGGGCAGCCACUGGUCGCACGUGGCGACGCUACAGACAGCGAUGGGAUAGUCCCGAGAGCAGCCUGAUAGUUAUCUCGCUGGAUCCGGAGAGAAAAUCCAGCAUGCGAAAGAGAUCUGGCAGCCACACUCCACCCAGGAUGGGCCGCGAGGCCAGCCCAUUCUUCAACGUGUUGCUGGUGUUUUCCGUAGUGGUGUCCGUGCUAGCUACGUUCACGAUCGGGCUCGGCGCUAAAGUGGAGUUGCAGCUUGGAAACAGUCAUACGCAGUGGUCUGCAUCGCUCUGGUGGGGUGCGAUAGUGAUACUGUGUCUGGCUCUGUUCUAUCUGCUAGUGCAUAUGAGUAUACAGAAAGGAUGGCAAGUGUCACGCUACAGUUUCAUGCUCUACCAAGUACUGUGCCUCAUAGCUCUGGCGGUAACCAUAGCGGCAAUCGACCGUUCCUACGCUACGUACAAGAAUGUCCUGUCCGUUCAAACAGACCAGUGCGUGUUCGUCAACCAGGAGGGUACCUACGUGCCGGCAACCAGUUGCUAUGAUCCAUGUCGAGAGUACCUGAAUCGCACCCUGGGCCAUGCCAACCCACCGUCAGUCUGCUGUUGUUGCAGUAUUAGUCUUCGUGAUGACAACGAGGACAACUUCAUCUACUUCACUCGUGUCAAGGAUUGCUCAGAUGUUGACGCAUCGGAAUCGGAGUUACGCUAUCUGACAAUCUGCUAUAUGGUGAUGUUAGUCAUGCAGUUCAUGGAGUUGCUCUUCUGCCUCGUCGUGCAAUUCUCUUGCUGUGGCGUCAUCGCACCGUGGAGAUACAUGCUAUUGAAUGCUAGUGGCAGGUAUUCCAUCAACUAACUGCAGGUAUUUCUGCACCUUGCACUGCUCUCUCCUCUCCAAAGGAGUAUCGAGUAGACCGUUCGUUCACGGUAGCUGUAUGCUUCCAUGGGGCGCAUGCCAUGCAUCGCAGCUUUGUCAAGUAGAUCCGUUAUUUUGAUUGUGAGCAGCUCUUCACUGGUGAUUGUCCGCUAAAGAUGAGAGCAAUUCUAUGUCAGUCUACUUGUCAUCUUCUUUUACUUACCGGUAUUAUUGUCGAAGAACCUACCUUUCUGCUGUGCUGAAUUGAGUACGAAUAAUUAUAUGAAUCAACUGGGCAACAGGACAGGACAUUUGCGUCUCUUGAUAAGCUCUCUAGUAUUUACGAUUCUAUUUUCACUUUGAACAUGGUCUUGACUGCUUCGAUAUAUUAUGUCCUGUUUCCCCAUUGUUGGUGAUCUGCGGGAGUUAGCGACCGUCGUCAGUUCCCUGGGAAACGGAGACAAUGGUAACUAACCUACUCUCUUUCAGAAAACCGUAUUUGAUGAUUUUUUCUGUAAUUGUUUUUUUUGCUGGAAGAAUAGUUACUAUAAGCGUGACUCGUGGGAAGAGUCUUGGUCAGAAUAGCCAUACUGCUGCUUUCGUUUUUAACUCACAUAAUCUACAGGAGAUUGCUAUUACCCAUUGGCAAGAGAACGGCUACAUGUACAUUGUUUGGUGAAUAUUUCCUCACCGUAGUUUUGUAACUUGUCUUUAGUUUUCAGUGAUAUUUGACAGAAGCUGUUCUUCUUAUCGUCAAUUUCUGGCACACAUCUCCAAAAAUUAUAUUUUAGAGAUUA